AAGUAGAAAUUUCCUAUUGCAUAAUCACUUUUUAUGAUGAAAAUCGCGUUUGCUUUUGUGAUCGAUGAGUUUUUUGCAAGGAAUCAUUGAUUCCUUUAACUCUGUUUUCUCUCCUCAAUCUUCUUCUUCUUUUUCUCAAACCAAUUUCAGUGCUUCUUCUUCAUCAUCAAUGGAAGCUUCACCUUCUCCUUCUUCUUCGAUUUCCAACGAACGCGUCGCGUAUAAGCUGAAAGGCUACUACGAUUUAGCCACACAAGAGAUCGAUAAAGCUGUUAGGGCUGAAGAAUGGGGUUUGAUCGAUGACGCUAUUCUUCACUACAGGAAUGCUCAUAGGAUCCUUCUCGAAGCUAAUUCUACUCCUGUUCCUUCAUUCAUCACUCCCAGUGAGAAACAGAAGGUACAAUCAUAUCGUCAGAAGAUAUCAAAAUGGCAGGGACAAGUUUCUGAGAGAUUGCAGGCUCUCAGUAGACGAGCAGGUAGCUCAUUUGCCAAUCAGAGCACCUCAAACCGUGCACAAACUGCUGCAGUUCCAACUAAACUAUCAAAUACUACAAAAAAAGUGCUACAAAAGAAUCCUCAAAGAAAAGAUGAGGUGAAUAAAGUUCAAAGCCCGAAACCUAGUCAAACAUCUGGUGAAAAUUAUGAUACGAAACUGGUUGAAAUGAUUAACACUGCCAUUGUAGAUAGAAGUCCUUCUGUUCGAUGGGACGAUGUUGGUGGCCUAGAAAAGGCAAAGCAAGCUUUAAUGGAGAUGGUUAUUUUGCCAACAAAGAGAAGAGACUUGUUCACUGGUCUUCGAAGACCAGCUAGAGGUUUGCUUCUCUUUGGUCCGCCUGGUAAUGGUAAGACCAUGCUUGCCAAAGCAGUGGCUUCAGAAUCGGAAGCAACAUUUUUUAAUGUCACGGCAGCUUCCUUGACGUCAAAAUGGGUGGGUGAAGCUGAAAAGCUUGUACGGACACUAUUCAUGGUAGCUGUAUCGAGACAGCCAUCUGUAAUUUUCAUUGAUGAGAUUGAUAGUAUAAUGUCAACAAGAACGACAAAUGAAAAUGAGGCCAGCAGACGACUAAAAUCUGAAUUCCUUAUCCAGUUUGAUGGGGUGACAUCCAAUCCUGAUGACAUUGUGAUUGUAAUUGGUGCGACCAAUAAGCCGCAGGAAUUGGAUGAUGCAGUUCUUAGGAGACUGGUUAAGAGAAUAUACGUACCUUUACCAAAUGAAAAUGUUAGGAAACUUCUGCUGAAACACAAACUCAAGGGUCAAGCAUUCUCUUUACCUAGUAGAGAUCUAGAGAUGCUUGUAAGAGAAACUGAAGGAUACUCUGGAAGUGAUCUGCAAGCCUUGUGUGAAGAAGCUGCAAUGAUGCCAAUUAGAGAGCUGGGUUCUAACAUUCUUACUGUCAAGGCAAAUCAGGUAAGAGGACUGAGGUAUGAGGACUUCAAGAAAGCAAUGGCUGUGAUCAGACCAAGUUUAAACAAAAGUAAAUGGGAAGAGCUUGAGAGAUGGAAUGAGGAGUUUGGCUCAAAUUGAAGUCUUAUUAAAAAACAUGCUAUGAUUUUUGCAUGUGCUUAAAAUUCAAAACAAAUGUACAUUAACUGAAAUAUAGAGCAAGACAAGGGCACCAAAGUUUAGGGUAAAAUUAAUCAUGUUGAAACUAUUUAUUGAUGGCUAUCCUGAAAUCAUAUUGCCUUGAAGGCUUUGUUUUGAAUUUAGGGACCUGGCAACACAGCCUUAAAUGGAACGGCUGCCAUUAUUAUAUUAUAUUUACACGUGUAUAUUAUUAUAAAUUAGUUUUUAAAACUUCCA
Medicago truncatula (barrel medic) is the source of this 1801-nucleotide messenger RNA. RefSeq names its product spastin. Gene Ontology annotation, molecular function: ATP hydrolysis activity; ATP binding. Gene Ontology annotation, cellular component: microtubule cytoskeleton. Bases 65 to 1525 code for a protein of 486 amino acids. The record is from RefSeq and is a predicted model, not a curated record. The transcript is spliced from 13 exons. NCBI's taxonomy places the organism in Eukaryota, Viridiplantae, Streptophyta, Magnoliopsida, Fabales, Fabaceae.